Molecule: messenger RNA, 4725 nt
Organism: Hippocampus zosterae (dwarf seahorse)
Lineage: Eukaryota; Metazoa; Chordata; Actinopteri; Syngnathiformes; Syngnathidae
Gene: rereb
Product: arginine-glutamic acid dipeptide (RE) repeats b
Exons: 17
Coding region: 249-3791 (1180 amino acids)
Biological process (GO): regulation of DNA-templated transcription
Cellular component (GO): nucleus
Molecular function (GO): transcription corepressor activity; sequence-specific DNA binding; zinc ion binding
Source: RefSeq, a predicted model, not a curated record
CAUACUCAGUUUGUGUACACUCGUCAAGUUUGAAGGCUGCGCAGUGUGGCGGCCGAGGUCAUUGCACUUCAGAGAAGAAGAAGAAAAAAAAACUCCCUUCGCUACAGCGCCUCCAUUUUGAAUAGCCAUGUAAUAGGGGAUUGGCAUAGUUAGUGUGAGUGCAAGUGUGUGUGUGUGCGUGCGUGUGCGCGGCUGUCGCCCCGCUGAGCUGCGUAGUGUCAACAAUCUACAGUCGAACGGCCGUCGACAUGGACGACCUGUUCAGCCCACGGAGGAGUUUGAACAACACUCAAGGCGAGAUAAGAGUGGGGCCAAGUCAUCAGGCAAAGCUUCCUGAGCUGCAGCCUCGGCCUGCACCAGCUUCCCAUUCUCAGACGGAGAGUGAGGAGCUCAUGUGGACACCUGGCGUCAAUGACUGCGACCUUCUCAUGUACCUGAGAGCUGCCAGGAGCAUGGCGGCGUUUGCGGGUAUGUGUGAUGGAGGAUCCACAGAGGAUGGAUGUUUAGCCGCCUCUCGUGACGAUACGACGCUCAACGCUCUUAACAUGUUGCACGCAAGUCAUUACGAUGCUGCAAAAGCUCUCCAGCGUCUGGUGAAGAAGCCUCUACCAAGGCUUAUUGAGAAGUGCUGGUCUGAGGAUGAUGUGAAACGCUUCAUCAAAGGCCUCAGACAGUAUGGAAAGAAUUUUUUCCGGAUUCGAAAAGACUUCUUGCCCAGCAAAAAGACUGGAGAGCUGAUCACAUUCUAUUACCACUGGAAAAAAACUCCAGAGGCUGCAGGAACGCGAGCUUAUCGACAACAACGCAGGCAGCCGUCGUCUCGAAAGGCAAAGACCCGCUCUGCCGCUGCUCCAGUGAGCGCCCCGUCUCGAAAUUACUCUGUGGAUGCAAGUUCAGCCAGUGAGGACGAACUUGACAGUGAAGAUAGUGAACAGGAAGUUAAGAGCUGCAGCCACUGCAGUACAACACGUUCUAAGGAUUGGCACCAAGGAGGGAGAUACAACCCGUUGCUAUGUACAACCUGCCGCACGUAUGAAAACAAGCACGGCUGUCUGCCGCCGGCACAGAAGUCUUCGGGCGCGUCAUUCAUGUUUAAACCCGUCAAAGGCGAAGAGGAGGGGAACAGUAAACAUGGCAUGAGGACACGGCGAAGCAGAGCACCUCAGUUGUCAUCUUUAAGAAGCGGCCACAGGAGACUCACCGGCUCUCCCACGAGCGAGGAUCAACAAAACAUGCCCCAGAAUUCCCAGACUGGGACGAGAGCAUCGACCACAGACAGUAAGAAUGACUCCACGAAGAAGAAUAACAAGAAGGUGAAAGAAGAGCCAGCCACACCAAAGACAAUGAAACGAGUCAGGGAGAGUCCUCCUCAGGAGCUUCACGAGCCUGAAAAAAUCAAACCCAAAAGGCCAAAGACUCAGGAGCCGCAGGAUUCUCGUUCUGAGGUGGAGGCCGAGGUGGAGGAGGAGAGCUCCUCAGAAAGCCGCAGUGCUCAGGACGAUGGCAGCAGCGACACCAAAGACAUCGAUCAGGACAACCGCAGCUCCUCUCCCAGCAUUCCCAGCCCUCAGCAGGGCAACGAGAGCGACUCUGACUCUUCGGCCCAACCGAGCGCGAUUCCCCCGAAACCUGCCGCACCGCCGGCCGCCCAGGCCGACACAGCGGUCCCGCAGGCCCCUCCCUCUCAGGGCCCAGCUGUCAUUCCACCGCAAAGCACUCCCAAUUCUGGCUCACCCACUAGUCAGCCCUCUGCAUCUCCAGACCCGCCUCAGCCAGCUGCUGACGAGUCUGCUGCCAAUUUGGCCCCGAGCAACCGACCUCUGCCCACCCCUCAUUCUCUCUGUGGUGCACUGCCGCUUCCACUCACGGUGGGGCAGGACUCGCCUCUGUCGUCUGCAUUUCAGGUGCCACCCGCUCUCAGCUCGGUGUCCUCCCAGUUACCACCAACCCAAAGACCCCCACCCUUCUUUAGGGAGUCACAGCUGCCUCAGCCUCCCCUUUCCGGCCCCCAAAUCAAGCCUCCUCCCACCACCCCGAUUCAACCUUCCCACAAGCAGAUACCACACCAGCCCGCUCCAACCUUUCCCCAGAUGCCCUCCAACCUGCCUCCUCCACCUGCUCUAAAACCUCUCAACUCUCUGCCCAAUCAGCAUCCUCCAGGCGCGCCCCCUCCACCUCUUCAGCUGAUGCCCCAGUCUUUGGCUGUGCAGACGCUUUCCGGCCAGCUUCCGGUGAUUUCUCAGGCGCACGCUCACCCUGGAAAGAGUACCAGUUCCCCUCAUCCAUCCAGCGCGUCCUCGCAGGCUCUCCCCACUGCUACCUCGGCAGCAUCGGUCGGCCCCGUCCCCAGCGGGCAGCCGUCCUUCCCACCUAUUGGGCCGAGAUCAUCGCCGAGCGCUACAAUGGGAGCGCCUCAAAUACAAAUAAAAGAGGAGCCGCUGGAUGAGAUGGAGGAAGCAGAGAGCCCACCAUCUCCAGCUCGCAGCCCUUCGCCAGAGCCUACCAUCAUCAACAUGGCCAGCCACGCCAGCCAGUCUGCACGGUUCAUCAAGCACUUGGAUCGUGGCUACAACUCCUGCGCACGGACAGACCUGUUCUUCACACCGCUGUCCAGCUCCAAGCUGGCCAAGAAAAGGGAGGAGGCCCUAGAAAAGUCUCGGAGAGAGGCCGAGCUGAGCGCUCGGCAAGAGCGUGAACGAGAGAAGGAUCGGGAGCGAGAAAGGGAGGCUGACAGAAACGCUCGAGCAUGCAGCUCCUCCCACGACAGUCGCCUGAGCGAGGCUCAAAUGGCCGCUCACGGGCGCCCGGGCAUGUACGAGCAGCCGCCCACCACUGUCGCUGCAGUGCCCCCCUACAUCGGGCCCGAUACACCAGCCCUCCGCACCCUGAGCGAGUACGCCCGACCCCAUGUCAUGUCCCCCACCAACCGCAACCACCCGUUCUAUGUGUCACUCAGUCCCGGCGACCCCAUGCUGGCCUACCACAUGCCCGGCCUGUACAGUGCCGAGCCCAGCUUGAGAGAGCGUGAGCUGAGGAACCUCAGAGAGAGGGAGCUCCGCGAGAGGAUGAAGCCGGGCUUCGAGGUCAAGCCCCCCGACCUGGAAACCUUGCACCCCUCGGCCAACCCUAUGGAGCACUACGUCAGGCACGGGGCCCUGGCUCUGCCCCACAUCCCCGGACCUCCUCACCACUUCGCACCCUUUCACCCAGGGCUCAACCAUCUGGAGCGGGAAAGGAUGGUGCUGGCCGGUACUCAGCUGCGCCCGGAGCUGAGCUACGCCGAGCGCCUCACCGCCGAGCGGCUGCACGCUGAGAGGAUGGCCUCCGUGGCGCCGGACCCCGCAGCCAGGCUGCAGAUGCUCAACGUGACACCACAUCAUCAUCAACACUCGCAUAUCCACUCUCACCUCCACCUGCACCAACAGGACCCCCUCGGUCAAGGUUCAAGCCCUCAUCCUCUGGUGGACCCCCUGGCAAAUGGACCACGUCUGGCUCGCUUCCCCUUCCCCGGAGGCCCUAUCCCCAAUCCUUUGCUAGCUGACCUUCCACAUGACCAUGAGAUGCUGCGCCACCCUUUGUUUGGGGCUGCCUAUCCCCGAGAGCUGCAGGGUCCAAUUCCUCAGAUGUCAGCCGCACACCAGCUCCAGGCCAUGCAUGUUCAGUCAGCAGAGCUGCAGAGGAUGGCCAUGGAGCAGCAGUGGCUGCACGGACAUCACCUGCAUGGAGGCCCCCUGCCCAGCCAGGAAGAUUAUUACAGCCGUCUGAAGAAAGAAGGUGACAAGCCAUCGUGAGAUCAGCAUGGCGCAUUUGUCAUCUAAAAGCCUGUACACCCAGUAGAAUACUGUAAGAGAGUACUCGUGUGUCUUUGUUUUCAUAUAUUUUACAACAUAUCUGUGUAUCGUUAUGCGCAUUCCUAUUUCAGCACUUCACAGGCCCGCUAAAGUCUGCCCGAAGUUUUUCACAAGACUGAAAUUGUUUUCGGAACAAUCUCUCAGAUAUUCACGUGCGUUUCAAAAGUGAUGGACUUUCACCAACUUACUGUUCAACAGUUUCAUAUGCAACACAACUUUGCUAAAACAGCCUUUGGAAGAUUUGGAAACAGACUUUGGUGUGUCCUUGAAAUAUAUUGUCGUGUAUAGAUGAUGGUUGCUUGUACAGAAUUGCAUUAAAACCAGUGUUUGAACGAGUGUUAACGACCGAGCAUGACUCAAACUAGAUGAACGAGUGUUAACGACCGAGCAUGACUCAAGCUAGAGUAGCAAGUGGCAUCGUCUUGUUUAGGCUUAAAAACAAAUAAUAGAGGUUUGGUUUUACUCGAAUUAUGCUAAAUAUUUGUCUAAAUCCUAAAGUUUUAUAUAUCCAAGAUAUCUUUUCACAGUAUGACCUAAGCUUUAUUCACUCCUUUUUGAGCCUGUAAAUAUUAAAUGUUCACAAUAUUCUAUAUAAAUGAGUAUCAUUAGUUGUAGGUGUAAACCUUGUUUGAACAGGAAACCUGAAACUCUUAACACUAUAUAAUGUAUAAUUGACAAUUAUUAAUUGGAACUUGAUCUGUACCCCGCAGGUUUUUCGUGGAAUUAAUGCAUUUGAUAAAAACAAGAGAAUUGGUGACAAACUAAAGAUUGACAAUUUUAAAAAAAAAGGCCUUGAAAUUUCAUAUUUAUGUGUAUCCAAUAAAGUUUGUUCAUUGCAUAUUUAUUUCAAUAAAUAUUCUGCAGUGACACCUUG